Podospora anserina S mat+ is the source of this 486-nucleotide messenger RNA. RefSeq lists its product as uncharacterized. The record is from RefSeq and is a predicted model, not a curated record. Gene Ontology annotation, molecular function: cytidine deaminase activity; zinc ion binding. The transcript has 2 exons. Gene Ontology annotation, cellular component: cytosol. NCBI's taxonomy places the organism in Eukaryota, Fungi, Ascomycota, Sordariomycetes, Sordariales, Podosporaceae. The coding region runs from base 1 to 486 and encodes 161 amino acids.
AUGGCAACCCAAACCACCAUCCCACCCCCAAUCCUCUCCGCCACCUCCCCGGCCGACAUCGCCUCCACAUGCGAGACGUUUGCCCUCUCCAGGGAGGAGUUUGACAACCUCCACCGCUCAGCAAAAGAAGCCAAAAGCCAUUCCUACUCCCCCUACUCCAAAUUCCGCGUCAUGUCACACCCUGCGCAGUGCGCACCGCCCUUUUGCAAAGCCGUCACCACCGUCCACCCCCCCAACUCCAUCUCCUGGGCCUCCAAAACCCUAAAGUUCAAAGCCAUAGCAGUAGCAACAGACAUCUCCCCCCCAGCCUCCCCCUGCGGCAUGUGCCGACAGGCCAUCCGCGAGUUUUGCUCCGUAGAAAUCCCAAUCAUCAUGUUCGACGGUGAGAACGGGUACGCGGUCCUCAGACUAAAGGAACUACUCCCCCUGAGCUUUGGGCCGGAGGCGUUGGGGAAGGAGGAUUUGGGGCGGAGGGGGGAUUCUUAG